AGGGUUUCUUUCAAACCCUAAUCGUCUUGCAGGGGUCGGAGAGAAACGAUACAGAAAGAGAGGCGAGAGAUCGUUUGCAGGGAGUAGAGAGAAACGAUACAGAAAGAAAGGAGAGAGAAGAUGAGUGGAAAGGGUGCUUCUGUCCCUAAGGGCAAGAAGAAGACUUCGACAUUCGUCAUCGACUGUGCUAAACCAGUCGAAGACAAGAUUAUGGACAUAGCUUCCUUCGAAAAGUUUUUGCAGGAUCGUAUAAAGGUUGGAGGGAAAACUGGGGUUCUUGGUGAAUCCAUCACUAUUGCUCGCGAAAAGAGCAAGAUAAGCGUCACUGCUGAUACCGCUUUCUCCAAGAGGUACUUGAAGUACCUCACGAAAAAAUACCUCAAAAAGCACAAUGUGAGGGAUUGGCUCCGAGUCAUUGCAUCAAACAAAGACCGUAAUGUCUAUGAGCUUAGGUACUUCAACAUUGCCGAGAAUGAAGCUGAGGAGGAAGACUGAUCCGUUCUCUCUUUUUGUUUCCUCAAUUUCAGUCUAGUUUCUUUUUUUUUAUUUUUUCCAUUCGGUUUUUGAUUUUGGUAGAGAUAUCAAACUAUUUAAUAUGUCCAGAUACUGGUUUAGGUACACUAGCCAAAUUUCAUCCGGGAUAAGAAGUUGGAAUUUAAUCUUUUUUGGUUUGAAAUAUUGGUUAUGCAAAACACUCAAAUAGAUACUGAUGUGCACACUAUUUGAUCAUGCUUUGUGUCCCUCUUCCCUUUAAUGUUUUUCCUUGGUUUGACCAUA
This is a messenger RNA of Amborella trichopoda, 777 nucleotides long. Its product is annotated as large ribosomal subunit protein eL22z. Lineage: Eukaryota; Viridiplantae; Streptophyta; Magnoliopsida; Amborellales; Amborellaceae. Gene Ontology annotation, molecular function: RNA binding; structural constituent of ribosome. Gene Ontology annotation, cellular component: ribosome. The record is from RefSeq and is a predicted model, not a curated record. Gene Ontology annotation, biological process: cytoplasmic translation.